Nicotiana tabacum (common tobacco) is the source of this 1539-nucleotide messenger RNA. Lineage: Eukaryota; Viridiplantae; Streptophyta; Magnoliopsida; Solanales; Solanaceae. The record is from the annotation of a RefSeq genome assembly.
AUGACUAUUCAUCUAUUGUAUUUUCAUGCAAAUAGGGGGCAAGAAAACUCUAUGGAAAGAUGGUGGUUUAAUUCGAUGUUGUUUAAGAAGGAGUUCGAACGCAGGUGUGGGCUAAAUAAAUCAAUGGGCAGUCUUGGUCCUAUUGAAAAUACCAAUGAAGAUCCAAAUCGAAAAGUGAAAAACAUUCAUAGUUGGAGGAAUCGUGACAAUUCUAGUUGCAGUAAUGUUGAUUAUUUAUUCGGCGUUAAAGACAUUCGGAAUUUCAUCUCUGAUGACACUUUUUUAGUUAGUGAUAGGAAUGGAGACAGUUAUUCCAUCUAUUUUGAUAUUGAAAAUCAUAUUUUUGAGAUUGACAACGAUCAUUCUUUUCUGAGUGAACUAGAAAGUUCUUUUUAUAGUUAUCGAAACUCGAAUUAUCGGAAUAAUGGAUUUAGGGGCGAAGAUCCCUACUAUAAUUCUUACAUGUAUGAUACUCAAUAUAGUUGGAAUAAUCACAUUAAUAGUUGCAUUGAUAGUUAUCUUCAGUCUCAAAUCUGUAUAGAUACUUCCAUUAUAAGUGGUAGUGAGAAUUACGGUGACAGUUACAUUUAUAGGGCCGUUUGUGGUGGUGAAAGUCGAAAUAGUAGUGAAAACGAGGGUUCCAGUAGACGAACUCGCACGAAGGGCAGUGAUUUAACUAUAAGAGAAAGUUCUAAUGAUCUCGAGGUAACUCAAAAAUACAGGCAUUUGUGGGUUCAAUGCGAAAAUUGUUAUGGAUUAAAUUAUAAGAAAUUUUUGAAAUCAAAAAUGAAUAUUUGUGAACAAUGUGGAUAUCAUUUGAAAAUGAGUAGUUCAGAUAGAAUUGAACUUUUGAUCGAUCCGGGUACUUGGGAUCCUAUGGAUGAAGACAUGGUCUCUCUAGAUCCCAUUGAAUUUCAUUCGGAGGAGGAGCCUUAUAAAGAUCGUAUUGAUUCUUAUCAAAGAAAGACAGGAUUAACCGAGGCUGUUCAAACAGGCAUAGGCCAACUAAACGGCAUUCCCGUAGCAAUUGGGGUUAUGGAUUUUCAGUUUAUGGGGGGUAGUAUGGGAUCCGUAGUCGGAGAGAAAAUCACCCGUUUGAUUGAAUACGCUGCCAAUCAAAUUUUACCCCUUAUUAUAGUGUGUGCUUCUGGGGGGGCGCGCAUGCAGGAAGGAAGUUUGAGCUUGAUGCAAAUGGCUAAAAUAUCGUCUGCUUUAUAUGAUUAUCAAUUAAAUAAAAAGUUAUUUUAUGUAUCAAUCCUUACAUCUCCGACAACUGGUGGAGUGACAGCUAGUUUUGGUAUGUUGGGGGAUAUCAUUAUUGCCGAACCCAACGCCUACAUUGCAUUUGCAGGUAAAAGAGUAAUUGAACAAACAUUGAAUAAAACAGUACCCGAAGGUUCACAAGCAGCUGAAUACUUAUUCCAGAAGGGUUUAUUCGACCUAAUUGUACCACGUAAUCUUUUAAAAAGCGUUCUGAGUGAGUUAUUUAAGCUCCACGCCUUUUUUCCUUUGAAUCAAAAGUCAAGCAAAAUCAAGUAG